Molecule: messenger RNA, 350 nt
Organism: Staurois parvus
Lineage: Eukaryota; Metazoa; Chordata; Amphibia; Anura; Ranidae
Source: the annotation of a GenBank genome assembly
AUGGGGCCCCCGGGCAAUAGGGGAUCAUGGGGCCCCUGUGUCCUUGCCCAAACUCAAAAAAGCCUAUGAAAAAGCAUGUCAUUGGGAGUGUGGGAGGAGACCCACACAAGUGCAGGGACAAUGAGAAAACUCCAGGUAGGCAGUGCCAUGGUUGGGACCAGGGGCAGACUGACAAAUCAUGGGGCCCCCGGGCAAUAGGGGAUCAUGGGGCCCCUGUGUGCUUGCCCAAACUCAAAAAAGCCUAUGAAAAAGGUACCAGGGGCAUCUCAUGGGGCCCCCUACUGACCCCGCUACUGACUGGCAGUGUUUCCAAAUGGUCAGUCUGCCCCUGGUUGGGACUCAAACCAAUG